This is a messenger RNA of Peronospora farinosa, 1755 nucleotides long. NCBI's taxonomy places the organism in Eukaryota, Oomycota, Peronosporomycetes, Peronosporales, Peronosporaceae. The record is from the annotation of a GenBank genome assembly.
AUGAUACAGCAUAGACUCGCCACCAAGCUUCUAUCACGCGCCGUAGCAGCCAGAAAAGAGCAGAUCACUCGCACCCCUGUGUCUCUUGAUCGAUCUCUGUGCUGCAACGUUGCUGCAUCCUUAAGACAAACGCAGAACGGUCAAGCUUUGCGAACUCUAACCGUCGACGCAAGCUCUAGCGACUCUGCGCCCAAUAGAUUCGCAAUUUAUGCUGUGACGGCAGCUCUUGCUGGAGCAGUGAGUCUAACUGUAGAUGAAACGCACUCGGAGAUGACGCCGGACAAGAAAGAGGAAAAGCAUUUUAAGUAUGCCGAAGCGGUGGAUAUAAUCCGACAGCAAGUAUCGGAGUUUCGCACGGCGCUGAAGAGCUCCGAGACGCGAAUCCCAAAGGCUUUUCCGAUCAAAAAGAUUGGAAUGUCAAGGAUUUAUGCGCCUAAUGGCGUGGCCACGAUCCGGAUUGAGUUUGCGUGUCCGUCAUUCGUUGACCAAGAGGCGAUCCUUGGUCGUUUUCUUCUUCAAUUACAAAAGACAUUUGUGCCUGACUCUCGUCAGACUAUCGAGGUACUGCCGGUUCCACUGGAUAGCUCCAGUCUCGUGGAGUCGAAUGAUCAACCUGCUGUAACGUACUUGUACGCGAACGGGUCCGGAUCUUUCCAUUUCUUGCGCGAUACGUCUUCGGUUCAAGCACCCUCGAAGUUCGUUUUUUACAAAGAUGAGUUUCUGACGCAAAGAGAGAUUGACGCAGUCGUUAGUGCGUACAAGGAGAUCUAUUCACCUGCGAAUGUAGCCGCCUUCUUUCGUCACAAUCUUGAGCAGCGUCGUAAGAACGCGCUCGUUGGACGCGGUAGAAAUCCGACCACUUCUACUGCAACUGACAGCAAGGAAGAGGCAAUCCAGGAGCUACAAAGCCUUGGAAUUGAUGUUUUUGAGCCAACUCCAAACGAAAACAGCUUGACCUGGGAUAGUUUGGCUGGAUAUGAAAACGUGAAAUUGGAAAUCGAAGACACUGUCGUGCUGGCGCUACAGAAUCCAGAGCUCUACGAGCGCAUUGCGCAGAAAACGCGUUGCCGCUACGAAAGCAAUCGUCCUCGUGCUGUGCUGUUUGAAGGUCCUCCGGGUACCGGCAAAACAUUAAGUGCGCGAAUCAUUGCACAACAGGCAGGGAUUCCCAUGAUUCACAUUCCGAUCGAGAGCGUAGUAUCCAAGUGGUAUGGUGAUAGCGAGAAGAAAAUGUCGGCAAUCUUUGACGCAUGCGAGAAAUUGAAUGGUGCAAUUAUUUUCAUUGACGAGAUCGAUGCCCUCGCUGGAGAUCGAUCCGGUGGUACAAUGCACGAGGCUUCGCGACGAAUUCUGUCGGUUCUACUGCAAAAGGUGGAAGGUUUUGCCUCUGCCAAGAAGACCACCGUCGUGUGCGCCACAAACCGAAAGCAAGAUUUGGAUGCUGCAUUGGUCAGCCGUUUCGAUCUUUCAAUUCGCUACAACCUUCCAGACGAGAAGACCCGCCGCGCAGUGUUUGCUCGAUAUGCUAAACAGCUAUCAGACGAAGAACUUACGGAGUUGGCUGCCGUUUCACCGCAACUUUCGUGCCGCGAUAUCAAAGAGAUUUGUGAAUAUGCAGAGAGAAAAUGGGCCUCGAAGGUGCUGAAGAAGAAAGAGACGAUGGAAUUGCCUACUUUGCAAACCUACAUGGAAGCUGUAAAAGCACACACGAAUGGGCUAUCCAACCACUUUCAACCUAAUGUGUACGAGGCAUAA